Saitoella complicata NRRL Y-17804 is the source of this 2100-nucleotide messenger RNA. RefSeq names its product WD40 repeat-like protein. Gene Ontology annotation, biological process: nucleosome assembly; DNA replication-dependent chromatin assembly. Gene Ontology annotation, cellular component: nucleus; CAF-1 complex. The transcript has 2 exons. Lineage: Eukaryota; Fungi; Ascomycota; Saitoellomycetes; Saitoellales; Saitoellaceae. The coding region runs from base 1 to 2100 and encodes 699 amino acids. The record is from RefSeq and is a predicted model, not a curated record. Gene Ontology annotation, molecular function: protein binding.
AUGAAGGCCAAGGCCAUCCAAAUCAGCUGGCACGACACCCAACCAAUCUACUCCGCCCACUUCUCCCCCUCCCACCCCAACAAACUCGCAACAGCAGGCGGAGACAACAACGUCCGAAUCUGGCGCCUCGAUCUGCCAUCGACCUCCUCACAAUCACAGCCGGGAGUCGAGGGUGCAGGACCAGAGGAGGAUGACGGGUUUCCGAGGGUUACGUAUCUGGCUACUCUGAGUCGACAUACACAAGCCGUCAACGUGGUACGGUGGUCACCCAAGGGGGAGGUUCUUGCUUCCGCAGGGGAUGACGGGAAUGUGUUACUCUGGGUUCCCGACACUACACACACCCACCACCAAUCCACGACCUCUUCCCCAUCAACCCCCUCAACCCCCCACUUUGGCGACACCCCCGACAAAGACCCCUACCGCGUAAAAAUAAUGUGCCGCCCCCCCCUCCCCUCCGAAAUCUACGACCUAGCCUGGUCCCCCUGCGGCUCCUUCGUGUUAACUGGCUCCAUGGACAACGUUGCGCGAAUCUAUCGAGCGAGCGAUGGAACCUGUGUUAGGCAGAUUGCGGAACAUGUCCAUUAUGUACAAGGUGUUGCGUGGGAUCCGAGAGGGGAGUGGGUUGCUACCCAAGGGAGUGAUCGGAGUGUGCAUGUUUAUUCCGUGGGGCAGCAGCAUGAGGGGAAGGAGAAGGAGAGGGGGCGGACGCUGGAGGUAGGUGGGGGCAUGAAGUCCUCCCGUAUGGAAGUCCCUGCGCACCUCCUCCCCACCACCACCACGCGUCCCACACCUCCACAUUUGGACCACCAAACGUCAAACACCCCCUCCAUCCCCGCCGCCUCCCCCCCCGGCACACCAGGUCUCGUCUCCCUGAACCUAGGCCCAGGCGCCGUCCCAACACGGAUGGACCCACCACUCGCUACACCCGCGUCGCAUAGCCGCCGGGGUAGUUUCUCGAGUGUUACGAGUUCGUCGAGGAGGAGUAUUAGUCCUAGUCCGUCUGGGAUGGUGUUACCGGCCGUUUCCGUUUCUAGUGCGAGGCCGGGUUCGAGUCCGAAAUUGGGACCGACGAGCUCGAGCUCUGCUGGACUUCCGCCCUUACCUGUCGAAACUGGCGCUGGAGCCGGGGGCGUCGGUGCAGGUCUCGGCGGGGGAGGAAAGGGAGCCAAAACGAUGAGUUUGUAUGCGAAUGAGCAAUUGUUGAGUUUUUUUCGGAGGUUGUGUUGGGCUCCUGAUGGAAGUUUGUUGUUUGCGCCGGCGGGGGUGUGGAAUCCGAGACUCGAAUCGUCCUCCAACUCGGCGGCUGCGUCGGCUUCGGGCUCGGGCUCGUGCUCGGCCACCUCGGCUAACGCUUCGGAGGAGAAGAAGGAGGUUAAUACCGUCUACAUUUAUUCGAGGGCGGGAUUGGGGAAGCCGCCUGUUGCGCAUCUACCCGGACUGAAAAAGCCAGCGGUCGCGGUGCGCUGUUCCCCAAUCUACUACAAACUCCGCCCUCAACCCCUCGACGACGAAUCCGACACCCCUAGCAAAGAAGACGUCGUCAAAGAAGGCAAACCAGUCUUCGCACUCCCCUACCGCAUCAUCUACGCCGUCGCAACCCAAGACAGCGUAGUCCUCUACGACACCCAACACCCAACCCCGAUCGCGGUAGCUAGUAAUCUGCAUUAUGCGGGUUUCACGGAUUUGGCGUGGAGUGGGGACGGGAGGUGGGUGGUUGCUGUCAAUGGGGAUGGGUAUGCUAGUGUUUUGGUGUUUGGGGAGGGGGAGUUGGGGGAGGUGCAUCCGGGGCCGGGGGAUGUGGGGAUGGGGAGAAGGCAUAGGGGGAGUGAUGUGGGUAGUGCUGGGGGGAGGCCGAGGGUUCCUGUGCCGCUGAGUCCGAGUAGGACGAGUUCGAGUUCGAGUAUGGUUGCUGGGGUGCCGGUGUCGGUGUCGGUAUCGGUGCCGCUGGUGCCGACGGGGCCGGCUGUAGUGGAGAAGAAAGAGGCAAAGGAGAAGGAGGAUGGCGACGCGAAGGAGCCAGAGAAGAAGAAGAGGAGGGUUGUGCCGACGUUGGUGAGUGGGUUGGGUGGGGCGCCGGCGCCGGCGCCGCCUGCUCCAUGA